UUUACAUUCCAGGGCUGGAUGGGGUUGAGGUGGUUUGUUUCUCUUUAAUGUGGGUUUUUUCUUGACAAGUUUGGAGUGAGUUUUUGGUUUUUUGGUCAUGGCUCGGCGUCAUGGAUGGCAACUACCAGCUCACACAUUUCAGGUUGUGGCUAUAACAGUUUUUUUCUUGCUAUUUGUCGCAUAUUAUGCCUUUUUUGCCCCGUUUCUCGGAAAGGAAAUAUACGAAUAUGUGGCUGUUGGUGUUUAUUCUGUCUUGGCGCUGUCUGUGUUCAUUCUCUAUGUUCGAUGCACAGCUAUUGACCCUACUGAUCCUGGAAUUCUGCUUGAAGCUGACAAGACGUCUGCCUGUAAAUCACCUAAUGACUCAAAUCUACAUGGGAAUGCUACAUCUCUUGAAGAACCCAGCAAGAUAGAAUUGAAGUAUGGAGGAAAAUAUGAUAGGCAAGGUCCGAGUUGUUGUUCGAAAUUUGGACACUUCUUUUGUGGUUUUCUUGUAAAAGAAGAUUGCCGCAGCGAUGAUCCUCUACAACAACAAUCUGGAGACGAUGAUGCUUUAUUCUGCACAUUGUGUAAUGUGGAGGUACGCAAGUUCAGCAAACAUUGUAGAAGUUGUGACAAAUGUGUUGAUGGAUUUGACCAUCAUUGUCGGUGGUUGAAUAACUGUGUGGGGAGAAAAAAUUAUAUGACAUUUGUGUGCCUCAUGGCAGUGAGUCUCGUUUGGCUUAUUGUUGAAUGUGGGGUUGGCAUUGUUGUUCUUGUCCGAUGCUUUGUUGAUAAAAAGGGCACAGAGAAUCACAUUGCUGAUAAACUUGGAGUUGGAUUCUCUAGGGCCCCCUUUGCUACAAUGGUGGCCUUGUGCAUAGCUGUUUCUUUUCUGGCCACUGUGCCUUUGGGAGAACUUUUAUUUUUCCACAUCAUUCUGAUUCGAAAGGGUAUUACAACAUACGAGUAUGUUGUUGCCAUGAGAACACAAAGCGAACCGCUUGGUCCUUCUCUAGAAGGUGGUGAUCAACAAAGUCAGGCAUCAUCACCAACUAGUUCUACUGUUACUGCCUUAAGUGGAAAAAGCUCUCUUGGAAUUGGCUUGCAAUAUAAAGGUGCCUGGUGUACCCCUCAAAGAAUCUUCAUGGACCACCAAGAUGAAAUUAUACCUCAUUUGGAGCCAGGACGCCUACCAUCCACAGUGGAUCCAGAUGUAGUUCAGCUGUCUGACAUGGGGAAAAAGUUGCCCCAGCGUCCAAUCCGAAUCAAUGCGUGGAAACUUGCUAAAUUGGAUUCUAAUGAGGCAAUUAAAGCAGCUGCAAAAGCUAGAGCAUCAUCAUCUGUGCUUCGCCCAGUUAGUUCUCGAUUUCAUCCAUAUGAUGCUGAUCAUUUGUCCAGUAGUACUGUGAGUGGAAGAACCAGUCCAAUUAGCACUGAUCAAGGGUUUCAUAGUAGAAAUGCUAGAGCUGGGGCAUUGAGGUUAUCUCCUCCUAAGAGCUCAUAUCCACCUAGUCGUGCCAGCAAGGAAGAUAUUGAAACAUGCAAUCAAAGUAUUAGCAACCUUAGCAGUCCUCAACUCUCCAACAUCACGUCUUCGCUGUUGGAGCAGCAAACUGUACACGGAGAUCACUUCAAUCCUAUUUAUCAAUCAUCAGCAGAUCAAUCUCCUUGCUCGACAAAACAAAGUGAGCAUAACGAAAAUGCAGUUCGUGAGAAUGUAGCACAAAUCCCUUUGAGAAAUAACAACUUGGGUCUUUUAGAAAACUCAAGAUCAUCAGUCUUCUGGGAUCAAGAAGCGGGCCGUUUUGUUUCCUCAUCUUCCAGAGGUAUUGGAACAGAGCUGUCGUACACAGGUCAAUCCAUUUUCUUUGGCGGUCGUGUUGUGAAUGAACAGCCGAUCAGAGGGACAAGAAAUUUGAGCUCAGUGGCUGCUGGCCUGGAUAGAGGUUCUACAUCGAGUUAUUAUUAGCAGAGAUCACAGAGGGGCGGCCAGCUUCCUGUAUUUGUUCCGAGUGAUUCCCGUCAAAAUCAGUUCUCUUCCAAAUUGCCAUGAGGAAGCCACGAAUUUCUUUUACCCCGAUAUAUAGAUGUAGAAACUGUUUUAUUUAUUUUUUUGGUAGUUUUUAUUUUUCAAACUUGAUUUUGAUUUUACCAUUUUGUGCAGCUCUUGGAUUCCUAUGCCUUGUUCACUGAUUCAUUCUGAGGUUUAACUUGUGAGGGUUUUA
Molecule: messenger RNA, 2207 nt
Organism: Juglans regia (Persian walnut)
Lineage: Eukaryota; Viridiplantae; Streptophyta; Magnoliopsida; Fagales; Juglandaceae
Product: protein S-acyltransferase 21-like
Exons: 10
Coding region: 98-1951 (617 amino acids)
Biological process (GO): peptidyl-L-cysteine S-palmitoylation; protein targeting to membrane
Cellular component (GO): endoplasmic reticulum; Golgi apparatus
Molecular function (GO): protein-cysteine S-palmitoyltransferase activity
Source: RefSeq, a predicted model, not a curated record